AUGUCUGCCAUUUUGACAACGCUUGGUCUGCGCGCCGCUCCUGGCGGGCAGGUCCCUAAUCACGCCGCAACUCUGCUUUUGGCCAAUUGGGCUCUCGCGUAUGGACUGAUGAGUACCCGACUCACCAAACUAUAUUAUGGCAUCGACAACAAUGCUGCUCCCCGUGAGGAUCUGGCCACAUUCGGGGAAGCUGCGGUUAAGGCUGGCAAGCUUGAUCGCCGUACUCUGAACAAGUUGAAGCGUCGGGAGGCCGCGCAUGCCAAUGCGGUUGAGGGGUACAGUUUGUUUGUUGCUGCGAUUUUGACCGCGGCUUAUGCGGGUGUCCCGACCGAGUCCAUCAACACGAUCGGUGUGUGGUAUACCUUGUCUCGGGUCGCGUAUGGUCUGGCCUACACAUACAUUGAGUCGAAAUCGCUCAGUUACCUGCGGUCGGUGGCUUGGUGGUCUGGUAACAUUAGCUGUAUCACUGGACUGGUGCUUGCGGCGAAGAAGCUGUGA
Molecule: messenger RNA, 498 nt
Organism: Penicillium longicatenatum
Lineage: Eukaryota; Fungi; Ascomycota; Eurotiomycetes; Eurotiales; Aspergillaceae
Product: MAPEG family protein
Exons: 3
Coding region: 1-498 (165 amino acids)
Cellular component (GO): membrane
Source: RefSeq, a predicted model, not a curated record